AUAUAGGCGCAGCAGCAGCGACCAAACACACACGAGUUUUUUUUCUGACAGAAACUCUGAAAUACUGGUGUGAUUUUUGCAUAAAAAUCUGUUGCGAGUGGAAAAAUCAAUUGGGAUAAUAAUCAACGUAGAGCAGCAGCAGCAGUCAGUCCAACAAAAAUUAUGGAUAGCGCCGGUAAAAAUCGUUAUGAACUUUUGUUCAUGGACGACGAUGUUAGCGAUCCAUUAGAUAAUCUUGUCGCGGCCAAGAAGAAGCAGCAGCCAGCGACGGUGCCAGCCUCAGCAGCAGCGACCACAAAAACGGCGCCAACUGCAAAGGCACCAAAAGCAGCGGCAGCCCCCAAGAAGCCAAAUCAAGCCGAAAAGGAAAACAAACCAGGUGCGCUUAACAAGAAUGAUGGCAAGAAAACUGCAAGUGGCAACAACAAUGACAAAUUCAACAACAACACGAACAACAACAACAGCAACAAUAGGCAAGGUGGGGCUGUCGCUGCCCGCAAUAAUGCUGGCGGCGGCGCUGCUGCUGGCAAAACACGUGAAACUGGUCCAGGGCAACAACAACAACAGCGCAAUGUCAAUUUUCGUCAACAGAACGGCGGUGAGGUGACUCGCGAGCAGCGCAACAAUCGUCGCAACGUGCGCGAAAAUGGCGCUCCAGGUGGCAACUCUGGUGGUGGCAAUAAUGCUGAUGGCAAUCCUCGACCUUAUCGCAACACCGGUGGCGGCUUUGGCAACGGCGGUGAUCGUCCCCCUCGCCAGAAUCGUAACUUUGAGGGUGGCAAUCGUAAACGUGAAUUUGAUCGUCAAUCUGGCUCGGACAAAACUGGUGUGAAGGCAAUUGAUAAACGCGAUGGAGCUGGUGCACACAAUUGGGGAUCAGUCAAGGAAGCGAUCGAUGAUGUGAACAAGAACAACGAGGGUGAAACGAGUGCGACCAACAAUGCCGAAGGCAAGGCCGAUGAAUCUGGCAAUGAACAGCAGAGCGGCGAGCAGCAGCCAGCAGCCGAGGAGGAGACCAAAGAGCUAACCCUGGAUGAAUGGAAGGCACAGCAGCAACAGCGCAUUAAGCCCAAGUUUAACAUACGCAAGGCCGGCGAAGGUGAGGACACCUCACAAUGGAAGAAAAUGAUUGUGCUGACCAGCAACAAAAAGAAGGAGAACGAAAGCGAAGAGGAACUUGAAUACGAUCCCGCCAUGUAUCCGCAACGCGUUGGACGCCAACAGCGCGUCCUUGACAUUCAGUUCAAUUUCAAUGAUGGUCGUCGCGGCGGUGGUGGCGGUUUCGGUGGACGCGGUCGUGGUGGCCCACGUCCAGGCGGACCACGCAACGAGGGCAAUCGCGGUGCCCAGGGUGGUGGAAGCGGUGCUCCAGGCGGUGCCAAUGCCAACACUGAGGGCGGCGUCACUGCCGCUGGCGGAGCUCCACCAUCUUCUCGCCCCGAGGGCGGCAAUCGGCCGCCAGUUGAGCGUCGUGGUCUUGGCGGCGGCAUUGGCGGUGGUCAUGCUGGCAAACGUUUUGGCAACGAGCGACAACAGAAUGCCGCACCCAAGGUCAACGAUGAGCGUCAGUUUCCCACAUUGGCCUAAGGUGGGAUUACUGCGAUUUGGAAUUGGAGUUGGAGAUUAGAAGGAGGCACUCGCUGCUGCUGCUGCUGUCGCAGGCGCUGGGCGUGCAUUCAAUUUUAAUCAUGGUGCCUGUUGUAGGAGAAGGAGGAGGAGCAGGAGAGGAACAGGUUAUCAAUAUAUCACACAAAAUGCAAACAAAUAAAACACACAUACAUACAACAUAUAACACACACACAUGCGAAUUGUAAGAGAAAUAUACAUUUUCGGCCGCAGCGCAGCCAAAGCCAAAAGCAACAAAAACAAGAGAGAAAAAUUCAACUUUUCGAAAACAAUAACAAAAAAAAAAAUUGAGAAAUAAAUUAAAACUAUACUUAUAAUAAAAAUUUAAAACAAAACAAAAACCAAACUGUAAAUCUUAAGCAAAAGCAAUUUAGAGAAAACUAAAGAGCAAAAAGUUUCUAUUUCUAUCACACAUUGUAAA
Molecule: messenger RNA, 2047 nt
Organism: Drosophila innubila
Lineage: Eukaryota; Metazoa; Arthropoda; Insecta; Diptera; Drosophilidae
Gene: vig
Product: plasminogen activator inhibitor 1 RNA-binding protein
Exons: 3
Coding region: 163-1587 (474 amino acids)
Cellular component (GO): nucleus; cytoplasm
Molecular function (GO): RNA binding
Source: RefSeq, a predicted model, not a curated record